GAUGCGUGCUGUCGAGGCGAAGAAUGCCAACAUCUCACUGCCAAGAUUGAUUUGGGCACUUUCAUCGAUCAACUUGCUCACAGGCAAGUUUGAAUUUGCCGUGGCCAAGACUGCAAUUUUCGGGUCCUUCUUCAGAGCUGCGGCUAUACAUGCGGCUGCCAGGCGCGUUUUUCCUGUACCUGGGGGCGCCUGCUGGUAAUGUAG
Molecule: messenger RNA, 204 nt
Organism: Meloidogyne enterolobii
Lineage: Eukaryota; Metazoa; Nematoda; Chromadorea; Rhabditida; Meloidogynidae
Source: the annotation of a GenBank genome assembly